Messenger RNA from Blepharisma stoltei, 2236 nucleotides. The record is from the annotation of a GenBank genome assembly. Lineage: Eukaryota; Ciliophora; Heterotrichea; Heterotrichida; Blepharismidae.
AUGAAUGCUUCUUUUUCCUGCAUUAAAGAGGCUCAUCUAACUCUUGUAAGUAAACCACUGGAAUCGCUGCAUUUAUUUUUAUCUUUUCUUUUCUUUUCUUACACUUUUAUCUUCAUAUAGUAAAUGCAUCAUUAUUGAUCAUCAUUUGAAAAUUUACCGCUAUGAUUGAAGUGAUUUUUUCUAAUUCUUAGACAAGAACCAUCAUUCAUUUAUAUAAAACAUAAAUUUUAAGCUAUUUUAUUUUAAUUUUAUAUUAUUUAUAAUUAAAUGAUUCUUCUCUCACUCUGUAUGAAAAGUAGCGAUUUAAUUGCAAAAUGGCAUGUUUAAAAAUGGUUGGCCAAGUGCAAAAAGGUUGAAAAAUGCAUUUUUGACAUUUCACUUUGAUGACCAAAAUUCGGCUUUAGCCAUUUUGCAGCAAAAUUUGCUAUUGUGCCUUGUGCCUUUUUGAGAGCAAAUGCAUGGGUUAUACUGGUGAUCAAUUUUGUAUCCCAGAUUUGGCAGUGAUGAUGCUGGCCGCCAGUGGAGCAAGAGAAGAUCAUUAAUUAAAGAUAAUAUAAAAUUACUUUAAACAUAAUAAAAUUUUUUUCACUCUGUAAAUCAUUAUGACUCUGUAUAAGAUGUGAAGGAGUCAAGUCAAUUACAACGGAAAGUUUUAAAUGAUUACGAUCAAUAACAAUACAUGAGAUAUAAUAAGCAAAAAAUGUUUCCAUAUUUUAAUAAAAUCCAUCGAUAACUUCUGCAAAAAUUAUCUUUUUCAAAUAAAAAAGUCUUACCUUCAAAUGCUUUACCACGAUAAAAUUAUUGAAAUCAGAGAAAAAAGAAAAAGAAUUAAGCAAUCUAAGAAAGUCAAGAAAGGUUCAAGAAAUUUAAAUUUAAUCGAUCAAAAAUACUUAGUCUCUGAUAAUAAAUAUGAAAACAACUUAAAAACACGCAAGAUCUCAACAAUUAAGCCACCCAAAAAAAACAUUCAUCCUCCUGUUAAAACUCAGAAUAAUGAACCAGUUAAUGCCUACAACUAUGAUAUCAAGACAUAUAUUCCUCUAAAGAAGAGCAUCAUAAAGCCGAUAGAAAUCAUAGGAAGAACUAUUCUAAAAGAAAAUCACAAAAAUACAAUCAAAAAAAUUUUUAUAAUUAAAAAGACUCCAGCAAUAAGGAAAAAUGAACCAGAAAGAGAAGAUGUAAAUUGAAAGCUUAUUAAGGAAUCCUCGCAAUCCUAUAAUGAAACUGCUUCCAAAUCUCCAAAACUUUCUCCAUCAUCAGAAAUAAAUUCAUCCACUUUGAUGACAGAUUUUCCUGAAAUAAACGUUUCUAAAAUCGAAAACCCAUUCUUACAUAAAAAAGAAAAGAAAGAAAAACUGAUAGUUGAACCCUUGAUUUCAAUUUAUAACACCCAAAAUAAGAAAAAGUUUGAAAAUCCUUUCAUCAAUAAAGAUGAAAAAGAAAUUUACAAAAAUAAAAAGAUACAAAUACUAGAGAGCAGAAUGUUCCAAGAUAUGAUUAGACCUCUAUGCACAAUUCUCUUUAUUGAAGCAUCUGAUAAUCUCACAGAUCCAAAAAAAUGAUUGAAAAUAACCCAUUCUCCCUUAAGAAAAAAUAAUGUCCUACCCGUUCAAGUUGAAGAGGAAAUUAUAAUUCCAAAUCCAAGAAGAUUGUGCGAAAAAAUAAUAAGAAAAAAUUUUGGAUUCAUCAACAUUUCAGGAAUUGGAAAAGACGAUCUAUCACGAAGACAAUUAAGAAAUGUUAUGAUCGAAAACGAUAUUACUAUCUUAGGAAUAGCAGAAACUUGAUUAAAAGAUAAAGUUUAUAUUGAUGGUUUUGUGUGAAUAGGUAAUAAUGGACCUAUAGUAGGCUACAGAGGAUCAGGUGGAACUGGCUUAUUAAUUCAUAAUUCACUGGCAAAUGAAAUAACUUGAAUUGAAACUAAUAACCAUAGAAUAACUGCAGCAAAGAUAGAAGAUUUUUUGAUAAUAUGCAUAUAUGCACCAGUACUUGCAAACCACGAAAAUGAAAAAUCAAUUAACGAAUAUAUGAACUGCAUCAUGAAUGUUCAAGAAAUAAUUCAAGCAAACAAAAAUGAUGCUAAUCAAUGUAUAUUACUUGGAGACUUCAAUGCACACAUAGAAGGUUACUUAUCAGAUAUAAAUGAUUUAGCUGGAAAAAUAUUUAUCAAAUUUGUUAGAGACAAUGGUUUACAUAUAUUAAAUGAAACUUCUAUAUCAACUUUCAGAGGAAAUAA